UAUGUUAUGAUAAUAGGAAUAUUGUGAUUAUAAACAUAUGUUAAUAUGUUUAUGAUUAUAUUCUAUAAGUAAAUACGAUUAUAAAUGUCAAAUCCAAUAUUAACAGUAAUUUUAAAGAAAUUUUUUAUUAUUUAUUUAUUUUUGCUAAUUCAUUUAAUUUAAAUUUGAAAAAAUCAAAAAUGAGUGAAGAAAUGACAAAUCAAAAUCUUUCUUUACAAAAAGUUUUAUUACCUGGUCAUGAUCCUGGAUGGAAUGAUCCUCCGAAAUGGGCAUAUUCCGUGGCACAAAGUUCUAUAACUCCUACUAAACGAAUGUUAAAUAAAAGAGUUGCAUUUCCUAUGACAUCUAUACAAGCUAAAGAUAAAGAAUCUUCUUUAAAUAAACCAUUAAAUAUGCCUCCACCAAUACAAUCUGCAAUUAAUUUAACAACAGCAUCACAUCCUCCAUUGUUAUGUCCUUCAAAUAAAAAUAAUUUGAAAGGAAAAAUGAAUGAAAUAAAUAUUAAUAAAGAGGAGACAUUAAAUAACGUCUUGACAAAUUUAGAAGCUGUAAUUAAUGAACAUAUAUCUGAAAAAAAUAGUGCUGAAGAAGUAAAAAAGAAAUUAGAUAUAUUAAAAACUGCAUGGCUUGAAGAUAAAUUAAACAAUGUGAUAUAUAAGAAUAUUUUAGAUUUAUCUACAGCUUUACGAGAAGGAAAUAUUGAAAAAGCUGAUGAAAUACAUAUUGCAUUAAUGAUGUAUCAUGCUAAUCUAUGUAAUACAUGGAUACCUGGAAUUAGACAUAUUAUUUUAGGAUUAAAAACCAAAAUGAAAAACUCAAAUAUUACAUAUUCUCAAAGUUCAGAAUCAAAUUUAUUAUUAACUGAAAGAAACGAAUAAGUAGAACUUUUUCAGAAAUAAUAUUUUUAUGUAUA
This is a messenger RNA of Apis mellifera (honey bee), 913 nucleotides long. RefSeq names its product steroid receptor RNA activator 1. Gene Ontology annotation, cellular component: nucleus. The transcript is spliced from 3 exons. Lineage: Eukaryota; Metazoa; Arthropoda; Insecta; Hymenoptera; Apidae. The record is from RefSeq and is a predicted model, not a curated record. Gene Ontology annotation, biological process: regulation of transcription by RNA polymerase II. Bases 180 to 878 code for a protein of 232 amino acids.